UCGUUAGUGAGACGUGUUUCGUGUUCGGUCGUUACUCGGACUAACAGCUUUUUGAAUUUUAUUUGUUUAAACUCCCUCUCUCUUACUCUAAAUAAAAUCAAAUCACUAAAAUAAGUUUAACAUUACAAGAAAAAAACAGAAACUAAUAAAUAGCAGCAGAGAAAACACUUUGAGCGUUUUUUUUUGUCCAAACACAAUAGAAAGAGGAAUGCGGACUAGAGAAAAUGGAAAAAAAAAAUAAAUAAAGUGAAAAAUAAUGAAUAUCAAUGAGAAGAACUUGCAAUUUGUUCGGUUCAGUUUGUCGCGAAGACCAAGUGUAAACUCUGAAGCGCACAAAUAAAAAUGUUGAACUUUUUCUAAAUGCAGAGAUGCAGUUCAAUCAAUUGGUAAUGGAUGACAAAUCAAACUUUUGUGGUUAAACUCAAAACCGAAGCACCACAAAUAGAAAUCUGAUGAUGAGUUAUUGUUAUUGAAACAGAGUUUCUCGUUUUCUCGAAUCAAAUAGCCGCAGAGAGUCGGAAUAACUCAUUCGCGAAAAGAGGAACGCAGAAGCAAAUUCAAAAGGAAAUAAUGGGAAUAAGGAAUAAAGUGAGUGACAAAAGUGAAUGUGUGUGUACAACAAAAACGUAUGCAAGACAACCAAAGCCCCAAACAAAAUAAGUAGAAUAACAACAACGGCAAAAUCUGUGGCGGUGUUAAGAAGCAAAUUUACUUUAAAUAUUUUUGAAAAAAAAAAAUAGACGCCACACAUCGUUUUUAUUGUCAUCAUCAUUAUCACCAUCAUCAUUAAUAUCAUUGUCCACAUCUUUGCCUUACGAAAAGUGUUCGCUCUUAGCCGGAGCUUUAAAAGUCAAAGCUUAAGCACCGAGCAAUCGACAUUUAGAAACGUAUAAACAAAGCUUGUUAAUAAUUUUUGUGAUUUCGUUCGUCUGCAACGCAAAGUUCUCAAAACCAGUCAAACAAGUAAACUGAGAAGCAAAAACAAAAAAAAAUUAAAUUAAAACAAAACAAAAAAUACCCAACCCGCCAGCGAACACACAAAAUCACAGGCAAGCAAGGCCUCCGACUGUAUAGCAGCACAACCCAUUUUUGUCAGCAGCAGCAAACAACAAUAAACAGUGCUUUAAGCCGUGUCUUUGGAGGCGAAAUAUACCCUCCCUACCUCCACUGCUCCCUCCCUACAUUUUCCCCACGAGCGGGAGUGAAUUUUGCUCUUCGACGCCCACUUUAACAGCCAGUCUAUCUGCCCCUUCCCCAAAGCACAAACAUUGAUACACAAAUGCAUUGUCGUUUCAUGUAAACUCUGCAUUCUUUUUACAUUGAGUCCUGAAAGUUUUGCAAAAUCUCCCAUUCUUCCGUUUUCUGGUUUCGCUGCACCCCGCGCAACCUCAACUUCCUGGAAAAUUGCCAAACUCCAACGGCCAACACAAAGAGGAAUAGUUGGCGUUUUGGUUAAAAGUGGCAUUUUAUACUGAAGGCGCAGAACGUCGUUGGGUGCGACAGGCUGUUAUGGGGGUACUAAGAUGGCGCGAUCCCGGAUCGCGUAUAUCUGUCGGCGGCAACAGUCACAAUGCCAGCAACACCAAUCAUACGAACAACAAUAAUAACCGAGUUGAGACACAUCACCGCUCUUCCAAUGAGGAACGUGUGCCCAACCCACAUUCGGCACAUGAUAUCAGCCACAGCAUAGGACACUCAUCUCAUCAUGGCACACAUCACAGUCUGCAGCAUUCUGGCCGCGCAACCUUGCGACAUUCCAUAUCGGCUACGUCGAGUAGCACCCCUGCAUCGCCUCAAUUGAGUGGAAUCAUAACAGCAUCGGGGGGUCAGCUACUGUCCAAUGGUCACCAUUACCAAUCACAGUCAUCGUCACAAUCGUCUAUUGUGUCGACUAUACCAGCCUCGCAAAGGCUGCUGGAAGACGUUCUAUCCAAGGGUGAUCCUUAUCCUAUGAUUGUGUUACCUGCCAGUGGUUACUGGGUGGAUGGUACUGAGCAUGAGUGCACAUACGAUUCACGUGGCGCCCCAAUACUGCCACAAACAACAUGGAUGGCAAAAUUUGAAACAGACGAUACGGCUAAAUGCUAUCGGCGUUUCUAUGCUGGCCGAGAGCACUCGAAUUUGGUGGGACACGACGAACUGCUGGGUCCUGUACUGAUUUCGAUUAAAUCGGAGAAUGUCGCCAACCAAGAGCACAUUCGCAUCCUGUUGCGCCUAAAGACGGGCACUAUGCAUGAGCUAAUACCAAUGUCCUGCGUGGCCCCCCAUCCCAGCCCCAAUAAGAUGGUUCGAUUGCUGAAGGACAAUGUCAACGUUGACAGUUUCAUGCCCGUAUUGUGCCCAAAAGCCUCCCAACUGAUUGGUGUCUACGACGAACAUGUUCUAGUAUCCAAUUUCAAAUUCGGCGUUUUAUACCAAAGAUAUGGCCAAACCACCGAGGAAGAGCUCUUCAGUAAUAACAAAUCCUCGCCUGCCUUUGAGGAGUUCCUCGACGUGUUGGGCCAGCGCAUCAGGCUGAAAGACCACAAGGGAUAUCGCGGUGGCUUGGAUAUACAAAAUGGCCAUACCGGAGAUACUGCCAUCUAUGAAGUGUUCAAAGAGCGAGAAGUUAUUUUUCACGUUUCCACCAUGCUGCCCCACACGGAGGGUGAUCCGCAACAAUUGCAACGCAAACGACACAUUGGCAAUGACAUCGUGGCCAUUGUUUUCCAAGAAUCGAAUACACCAUUCUCGCCAGACAUGAUAGCCAGCCACUUCCUGCACGCUUUCAUUGUUAUUCAACCGCUAGAGCCCAACACCCCGAAUACCCGUUACAAAGUAAGUGUAACGGCACGCGAUGACGUACCUUUCUUCGGGCCGACGUUGCCAAACCCCGCUGUGUUCCGCAAGGGCCAGGAAUUUAAGGAAUUCAUUUUGACGAAAUUGAUCAACGCAGAGAACGCCUGCUACAAAGCGGAGAAAUUUGCUAAACUAGAACUAAGGACUCGAACGUCUCUUUUACAAAAUCUGGUUGAUGAGCUGAAAGAGAAGACUAGAGAAUUUCUGGGAGCAGAUCUUUCCGGCACUGUUGCUGUCAGUCCCAUACCGGAAACGCCAAAGGCGGACACUACCACGGCGGGAUCGCGUUUUAUUGACACCGUCAAAAAAGCUUUGAUUUCUCGCGUACGUUCGCAAAGCGUGGACACCAGUAAUAUCGCAAACGGAGAGAAGUUCUGUGUAUCAACCAAAAUGAAUACAUCCGCUACCAGCACUCAUUCGAAGAAAGAUACGAGUCUAACUGAAACGCCUAACCUAAACACUUGUAGUCGAACUACUUCCUCAAAGUCUUCUUCGAAAUCCAAGUCGUCAAACGAAUCAACAUCGUCGUCUCCCGACAUCACUUCGCGUGGUCCUUUACAGAAUGGCAACGGCAGUGCUAGCGCCAAUAACAACAAUGGCCACUGUGCAGGCAAGGACAUGCAAAAUGGGAAUAAUUCCGCAACAAACGUUCCGAACUCCAAUGCUGGUGUAGGUGCUGCAGCUGGCGGAGCAGCUACCAUGUCAGAGACUAGUGACGAUUCCAGUCUCAAUAGUGUAGAUCUCGAUCCAAUGAUGGCUCAUUUGGACGGUGGCGCUGCGUACAUCGACAGUGAUACUGGCCUGGAAUCGAUGUCCUCCGCCGAAGCUAAUACCAAGGCGUGUUCGCUAUGCUUAGAUGGCUCGCAGACUAUUAUGGGUUCGUCGCCCAGCAAUGAGACAAUAGUUGUAAUUGAGAAUCUGAGACAGGAGGUUACACGCCUUAAGUGCGACAAAUUGGAUUUGUUGCGCCAGAAUGUGACCUGUCAACGCGACAUCAAACGCUACCGGGAACGAGAACUUUCACUGCAGGGAGAUCUGGCGGCCGCUGGCAAAGAAAUCCUACGCUUGCGAGAUCUACUCAAGGAAUACGUGCCGGAAGUGGCUGCAUCUCCCCUCUCCAUUUCACCCAUUUAAAAGAGGCCGUUGACACAACGAACUGUUCUACAGCAAGAAUUUUGAAUUACGUUAAAAUCGAAGUUUGCAAAGCAAAUCAUUAUUACAAAACCAAUAACCAAUUGUGCCGUGUAAAACACUUGCUAACCCCGAAUAAUGCUAAGCGCUUAAUGCAAAAUACACCUGUGAAUAUUUCUUGAAGAAGCGAUCUCUCGAGCAGCCGCUACAAACAAUCGUUCGACGAGUGGAUGCGUUCAAAUUCAUUCACAGCGAAUGCAAAAACAAACGAACAGAAAUGAAAUGAAAUGAAAUGUAGCCCCUUUGACCUUCGCGCGUGCCCUAGCACAAUAUGGAGCGGCGGCGAUGGCGACGACGAUGAACUAACCUUUGUCCCCCUGUCUUCAAACUCACACCAACACAAAUAUUUACACCAAAAAGUAAACUUAAGUAUAUACUUUUAGAUAUUAGAAAAACCACCCACAACACCACCCUCGGCAAGAUUGGAAGAUACGAACUUCGUCUCCCUAUUUGUACAUUAAGAUACGAAACCAAUCCAUCAAUCUCGCAGCAAGCUCCAACAAUCACAUUUGGCAUUAUCGCGACGAUUAUCAUCAGCUUAGAAACCUAUAGGGAUUAUGGUACAACCAUUUUUGUUAACCACAAUAAAGUAGUAGAUCAUAAAAAGUAAUCGAAUCGAAAUCGAAAAUGUUAUCGAAAUGAGCUUGUAGUGAAAUGGAAAAUAACAAACAAUUUAUUAAUUCAGUAUUUAUUUAAUAAUUAUUUAGAAAGUAUGAAACAUGUUCGUAGCACUGCGAAAACACCACACCGAGACACACUGCUCACCGUGCCAAACGUUGUGAAUACGUAUCCACUUCUUGGUCACAGGCCAUUAUAGAUUUGAUAAAAAAAGGUAUCCCCCCCAAAAAAAAAGAGUAUAUAACAGCAAUAAAAAAUGUCCCUGGCCCGAAAACCCAGGCGAGCCAUACCUUGCUGCAGACUUCUAAAAUGCGAGGUUCCCUGCCUACAAUUGGCUUUUCUCUCGCCAUGAAUCUCCUUAACAAGAACUGUCUUUCGUAUAUUUUUUUGUGCUUCGCCGUUCUUAGUUUACAGCAAUGUCUAUUCAUUGGUCCUUAAAUAGAUGCAGGUACAAGAGGCAUUGGACAAGCCGUUCAACUUUAAACAAAACAAAUUGUAUCCUAAACUCCUUAAAUUUCCAUGCUCUUUUAUUCAAUUCAAAUCGGGGCCAUCCAAACUCAAUGUUUUCUUGGGCCGUGGGGCCAAACCUUCCGUUAUUCACCACAUGAAAACCGGCUGUUUAGUGUGUCCAAGGUGUCGCAAUGAAAUCACAAAACACAAAAAGUAGAGAAUCAUUAUACCAAAUAAUAACAGUAGUAUGUGACAUCAACCUGUAUGAACCGAUCAUUCAUAUUUGUAUCACUCCCCCCAAACGCCCACUUAAAGUUCCCCUCAUCAACGGGAACCUACCACCAACAAAUUCACUAUAAAAAGCACAGCACAGACUUUGCAACUACAGAGAACUGUUCACAUCCACUCCGUUUCUCCCGCUCCUUGUACAUAAGUAUUCUCUAUUUUUUAUCUUUAACCUUUUUUAAGUAAUUUUAUAAUUAUUUAUAUCUCUUAGGCAAUGGACACUGGAUCUAUUGCCGUAUUUACAUAAAUAUAUACAUACAUAUACACACACAUACAAACAUAAAUAGAAAUCAAAAUGCAAAUGUU
Molecule: messenger RNA, 5688 nt
Organism: Stomoxys calcitrans (stable fly)
Lineage: Eukaryota; Metazoa; Arthropoda; Insecta; Diptera; Muscidae
Gene: RapGAP1
Product: rap1 GTPase-activating protein 1
Exons: 4
Coding region: 1510-3972 (820 amino acids)
Biological process (GO): activation of GTPase activity; regulation of small GTPase mediated signal transduction
Cellular component (GO): cytoplasm
Molecular function (GO): GTPase activator activity
Source: RefSeq, a predicted model, not a curated record